AUGUUUGUCAAUGCCUACAAUCAUAAUUGUUCGGAAGUCCUAUACUGCGUAAAGCAGCUCCAAUUUGAGCAGAUCGAAGAAUACUGGACAUCGUUUUGGCAGCCCGAAGAUGAUCUCGACGACGAAGAUGAUUUCAGCAAAGCGCUCGGCCAAGCUCGCCUUUCGCAGCAGCAGCUGUUCUCACUCUGCACUUUGCCACAAAUCCAACACUGGAUUGUUUCGCUGGAUUUGGCAUUCUACCAAACUCUCGUCGAUAUUCUGGUCCCAGAUGUAUUGAUGAGCAAUAUGUCGCCAUUCCUGACUCAAUCGUGCCGAAACUUCGCCAAGAAUGUUGAGCACUAUCUCAAAAAGGCUAUGCAAGGAGCUCCAGAAAUUAUCCAAAAGAAGAAAAUUCAAGCUGUCAAAUAUAUGGCACAGGGACUUAGAAGAUACACAUCUCUGAAUCACUUGGCGCAAGCUGCUCGUGCAGUUCUACAGAAGCCGGACCAAGUUACUGCUAUGUAUAAUGACUAUAUUAGAGUGGACAUGCAACAGGUGCAGGAGCAAGCCGGAUGGGUAAGCGGAUGUGACUCGCUCAUGGUUCACCACAUCCAUAACGCGUUCAAAGAUAACCUGCAGAAAAUGGCCCCAAUGGAAGAGUGGGCCGAAUGGCUUGAGAGUAUCGUAGAUCAGAUUCUGGCAAAAUACCACGACAAGCCAGUGCAAAUAAUCUCAGAAGUUGGAAAGCAGUUUCUACUGAACUGGAGUUGUUACACGUCAAUGUUGAUCCGUGAUUUGACGCUACGAUCUGCUGGAUCCUUCGGCUCAUUCCAUCUCAUACGAUUACUCACUGAUGAAUACAUGGUCUACCUAGUAGAAUCUCGUAUCGCCAAAGCAGCCAACAGAGCUAUGAUAACCGUAAUCAGUCAGGUACUUCAGUGGUUAAGAACUAGAACUAUGUCCAGUAUUUGUGAUAGCAGUAGAAUUGCAUUGAUUUAUCAGUCAAAGCAUUUUGCUUCAUCUCCUUUGAUAGAAAUUUGUAAAAGUUCACAUUCAUCGGAGCCCACUGACUAUCCGCUUUUUGACGAUGCUCUCCCGCCUCUGCCGCAGAUGACAUUGAAUCAGCAGUACAUUAUUCCCAGUCGUCCAUCAGAACAUAUUUACGAUCAAAAGUUCUCACUACAACGCACGAUUGACCGUCGGCAAAUGCCACCAAUGGGAUCAGAGAUGCUUGAGAUUGGAAACAAAUCAAUGUUAAUCUGA
This is a messenger RNA of Cylicocyclus nassatus, 1242 nucleotides long. The record is from the annotation of a GenBank genome assembly. NCBI's taxonomy places the organism in Eukaryota, Metazoa, Nematoda, Chromadorea, Rhabditida, Strongylidae.